Mucor velutinosus is the source of this 306-nucleotide messenger RNA. RefSeq lists its product as uncharacterized. The transcript has a single exon. Gene Ontology annotation, cellular component: DASH complex; mitotic spindle. The coding region runs from base 1 to 306 and encodes 101 amino acids. The record is from RefSeq and is a predicted model, not a curated record. NCBI's taxonomy places the organism in Eukaryota, Fungi, Mucoromycota, Mucoromycetes, Mucorales, Mucoraceae.
AUGGAAACCAGCAGAAAUCUGGAUGCAUUUUACGAAGAGAGAUCAAACCAAUUGGAACAAGUGAAGGCUGGCUUUGAUAGGCUUAAAGUGAAUAUGAAUGCAAUGAUUCGAAACAUGGAGACCAUGAACGCUAUCGGCUCUCAGUUUGGAGCGAGUGCUCAUUUAUGGACAUCAUUUCAUAAAACUAUCUCCCGACCCGUAACCACAUUCGAACAGCAACCCAUUGCCAAACCUGUGAAAGGUGCAUCGCCGUCGCUGGCACGAGAUUUAGAUGAAAGAUCCAUGGGAGAAGAAGAACGAUUAUAA